Guillardia theta CCMP2712 is the source of this 1887-nucleotide messenger RNA. RefSeq lists its product as hypothetical. Gene Ontology annotation, molecular function: aldehyde dehydrogenase (NAD+) activity. Lineage: Eukaryota; Cryptophyceae; Pyrenomonadales; Geminigeraceae. Bases 28 to 1794 code for a protein of 588 amino acids. The transcript has 12 exons. The record is from RefSeq and is a predicted model, not a curated record.
AGACUCUUCUUUUUCUCGUUCCGCGCUAUGAGGUCGUUCAAAGCUUCAAAGAUCACAAGACCCCUGCUGGCAAACAAGGCCUGGGGGUUGCCAGCAUGCAAGGGCAUGUCGUCGCAAUCGUCCGGUGGACAUGCGAAGAAGAAAACAAACGCAGACUCUCACGUUGCUUCAUGGCAGCCAACUUAUCACUCCAAGAAGCUAGACUUCGCCACAUGCGAUCCUGACUCCCUAGGGUCGGGCGCUCCUGCCAAAGUGCAUAACAUCAUUCAAGGGGAGUGGAUCCAGGGAACAGACGGAGCUUACGAGGUGAUCCCCGACCCCAUCGACGGCAGGCCCUUCAUCGAGGUCUCUGAGAUCCAGCAGAACAGCCUCAACGCCUUCGUUCGCAGCCUCAACUCCUGCCCCAAGUACGGGAUGCACAACCCGCUGCUCAACGUCGACCGGUACCUCCUGUACGGGGAGAUCUCGUUGAAGGCAGCCAACAUGCUCAGGGAUCCGGAAGUAGAGCGCUUCUUUGCUCGCCUGAUUCAGAGGGUCUCUCCCAAGAGCUACGCGCAAGCGCGGGGGGAAGUGGUGGUGACAAGAAAAUUCUUGGAGAACUUCUCAGGAGAUCAGGUUCGCUUCCUAGCAAGAUCGUUCUCAGUCCCUGGAGACCACACUGGCCAGCAGUCGCAGGGAUAUCGCUGGCCGUACGGGCCAGUCGCUCUGAUCACUCCCUUCAACUUCCCUCUGGAGAUCCCUGUGCUUCAGACCAUGGGGGCGCUGUACAUGGGGAACAGGCCGCUGCUCAAGGUCGACAGCAAGGUGUCCAUAGUCAUGGACCAGUUCAUACGGCUGCUCCACUCGUGCGGCAUGCCGAUGGGCGACCUGGACUUCAUUAACUGCCAUGGCCCGAUGAUGCAGACGCUACUGGAGAAGGCGAGGCCGAGGACAACACUCUUCACGGGGAGCUCCAAGGUCGCCAACAUCCUUGCGGAGAGGCUGGAGGGACGGGUGAAGGUCGAGUCCGCAGGGUUUGGAUGGAAGGUACUAGGGCCCGACGUGCCGUCAGACCCUGCCGUCAUCGACUACGUCGCGCAUGUUUGCGAUCAGGACGCGUACGCUUCGUCGGGUCAGAAGUGCUCGGCACAGUCGAUCCUCUUUGUGCACAAGAACUGGAGCAAAACCAACCUGCUCGACAAGCUGCAGCAGCUCGCGUCCCAGAGGCGCCUUGAUGACUUGACAGUGGGGCCAACCCUCAGCGUCACCACUCAGACGUUCACGAACCACGUCGAGGCCCUCAAGAAGAUCCCCGGGGCCCGCGUCCUCUUCGGGGGGGUAGAGAUCAACGAAGGCAAGCACAACAUCCCCAGGCAGUACGGGGCGAUGAAGCCAACGGCCGUCAUGGUACCGCUAUCCUCCCUAACUGCGAGCAAGGAGAACCUUCAGCUCGCUACCACCGAGGUCUUCGCCCCUUUCCAGGUCGUGACUGAGUUCGACGACUCGGACAUCCCGGCCGUCCUCGACGUCCUCGAGUUCGUUCAGAAUCACCUUACAGCCGCCAUCGUCUCCAACGACGUCUCGUUCCAGCGUCUCUUUCAAGGAAGAAGCGUGAACGGGACCACCUAUGUCGGUAUGCGCGCCAGGACAACAGGAGCACCGCAGAACCAUUGGUUCGGUCCUGCCGGGGACCCGAGAGCCGCAGGCAUCGGAACCAAGGAGGCGAUUCACGUGACCUGGUCCUGCCAUCGAGAGUUUAUCCACGACAACGACCUUUCCUUCAUUAAGAACUGGAAGCUCCCAGCUCGCACCUGAGCUACAUCCCAACACAGGCGCCCUCGAAGAUAGCUGUAUCUUACUGGUUUAUUAGACUACUUGCCCCUAGACACCUUGAACGGCUGCGUCUUC